AUGGCCUACUUCCAGGUCCAGCUUGCAGACAUCAAACGAGUUUGGGCUCUUCGUCAAGCUCUUUGCGUGUUUGACUUUGAGCAUGAAGAUUCAUCUCCUCUAAAGACGUUACUCAUUGGUUGUGUCAUCCAGCCACAGUAUCUAAGAUCAGAAGAGGGUGUGCGUUUUCUAGCAUUUCUAUUCGGUCUUCACCCAGCACUAGUCGCUGACCUACACAUUCAGAUUAAGCAAAGCAUGCCUGGCUGUUCAAAGGAUGACAUUCUGUCAUACGGAGAAGUCUACUUUCGAGCUUGGAAAAUGGCGACUGACAUAUACUUAGAGAGAAUUGAGUAUGGAUGUAUACAGGAUUUGAUGCAUGCAGCAGUUCAUGCUCAGCGGACGGGAGUGUUUAGCAUGGCUGCGAGGCUGAGGAUGCUUCUCAGUCCUUUCCACCAUCACAAGCAGCCUAAAACAGAUGAAGCACUAUGUCGACUGUAUGAGCCUAUAUUAUGGAGGGCAGUUACGGUUUCCAGUCCACACGUGAGAGCUAAUGCAGCCACACUUCUUUGCGACGCAUUUCCACUGCAGAAUCCCAAUGCCAACAUUGAGGAGACAGACGCGUUACUCAACAAACAAUUGGACUGUCUUGAUAGGCUGCUGUAUGACUCGUGCCCUCUCAUCAGGGGUAUUACCGUUGUGGGAGUGUGUCGCAUUCUGCAGAUCUUCUGGGAGAUGAUACCAGUAAAGGCAGUCAAUGGUUUUUUAGACAAGAUUAAAUCUCUUGCUUGCGAUUCUGCAUCGGGGUCGGUCAGAGCAUCAGUUUUUCGUGGCUUUUCUCUUCUUGUGAAGAACCGACUGACACACAGUGUGUUGGGAAAUCUCCUCCCCAAACUUCAUUGUCACAUUCACGAUUCGUCACAGUCUGUGAGAAUCGCGUUUCUUGACUUUCUUGUUGUCUUGAAAGGAUUGGGAACGAUCAACUUUUGGUCUGUUGUCCCAACCAAUCAUCUUCUCUAUCGUUUGGAAUGUGACGGUCCGCCGGUGACGCGUCGCAUUAUGAAGCUGCUAGCCCCGCACCUUCUGCCUCCCAACAAAACACCAGAAGAUCAGAUCAAUCGUUGUAUAGCUUUACUGCAAGAGAAUCGUCGAGCAGCAAGGGUUUUCUUUGCUCUGGCAGCAGGACAGAUGACAGUGGCAGCUACGAGUCGGUUUCUUCAGGUUGUUUGCAAGUCUCUUUUGCAUUUGUUGGGCGAGUCUGAUGAUGGCGUAGACUUGGGGGAAGACGGUACUGUAGAGACGGAGGAGACAGUGGUGGGACUCUUGGAGGUGAUGGCUGUAAUGUGGACAGUGGUGUCGCCCAAACUAAACAAAGGCACUCGUUCUGUGACAAAAAGUCAUCUUGUGGAACUAUUUUCGAAGUCUAUACAAGUGUUUCUCGACAAUUUCAAGAGUGGAGAUGCUCGGAAAGCCAUUCUUGUGAUGGCUAGCCAUUUGCCUCUUGAUGCAGUGGAAGCUAUCAGUGACGGAUGUUUGCAUGUGCUUGGUGACAUGACGAGUGAUGCAGGUGUGUCUGACUAUGGACCAGUUGUUGAGUGCUUGACAUCAUGGGGUCAUACCAAAGAUGUACUGGAUCUUGCAAACUCGUGGUUGCGAGCACUAUUGAAUGGAGAAAAAUCUAGCAGCGUGAGACACAAGCAGACUUCCAGGUCUCUCACUAAAAAGUCAAAAGAUGGAGAAGAAAAUAGAGUACCAAAUAGUGGAAAGAAAACCGAAGACAUCGUGGUGGAAAGAGCUGAAUUGGCUAUUCAGCUUGUGACUUGGAUGAUGAAACAUCACCGUUUGAAAACGUUUGCCCUGGAUGAACGGACAAGCCUUGUUGCCAUCAACAACUCUCUCAAAGCGUGUCUAGACGAAUGUGAGUCAAGACUGGUUGGACGUCAUUCUAUGAUGAAAAUGUCGGAUGGUUACUUGGUUGAUGCCGUGGCUUUGUAUGCCAAGUUGAGUGUUUGCUUGAUUCAAAGGGACGAUGUGACGUUGAGCGAAGAGGAAGACAGUGACAGAGACUCUGCACUCACUAACAUCGCGGGUCUUUUUUCGUGGGCAGAAAGAGUCACAUUACCACAACUUCAUACAACCGAGCAAUUGCAAGAAUGUUCCGAGACUGUGUCUGCUGGUGUGAAGAGUGGUAGAAAGCGGAAGCUGUUUACGAAGGGUACACAUAGUGGCACACUGGAUGAUGGAGUCAGUGAUUUGACCAGCGAUGGUGGAGAGAGGGCAAUAGAUAGACUAGCUGGAGACUUGACAGAGGUGGUGUUGAUGGUCGGGAUUGAUGUCGUUACUACUGGUUUCGAUACUCAUCGGUUUCGGCAAGAAAUCACUGGCUUUUCGUCAAAAGUAGUUCAAACACGUUCUGGUGGUUAUUUAAUGCCACAUUUAUGUAGGCUUCUCUACCAAUUAAGUCAACGUCCAAUUGCUGACGAGGAGAACAGUGUGCCACCACCAAAUGGUGACAUGUAUUAUGACGACCCAGUCUCAAUCAUUCUCCAAAACUUGCUUAAGUUAAUGACUCAAGUGAUCAACCAAGAGCGUAGGAACAUGUUGAAGGUGUUUUCAACUGUUAAGCCAGCCAUCAUUGAGUGUCUUGUUGCUUCACAUCGGCAUUACAUGAUUUCAGUGUAUCCCUCCCUUCUCUCUCUUUCACCAAUGGCGACCGUCAUGAUGGCAGUUGUGGCCGACAUUUCACAGAGUCUCAGCGAAGAGACAAUGGAUCAGCUUCCCAAAUCAAUUGAGGAUUUACCGCCUUUGGCUGUCUUUCUUCUCGGUGCAGUAAAUCACAUUACGAGAUUGAGAGAGUUUUUUCUUAUGCAGUUACUUCAUGCCAUCGGCGAAGAGGCGUUUCAGACUGUUGGUCAUCUUGUAGCAAUUCUCAAUAUUCUUUCUGUUCUGUCACGUGCUUCAUCAACUCGAUCAAGUUUGCUGGAGGUAGUUGAAGCUGUUGGGAAGCAGCUGGCGUGUGACAAGUUUAGAGGACACAUGAGAGCUGACCAAGCUGCUCAACUGUUCAAGUCAUUGAAAACGCAACUCAGUUGAACAACCCACAACUCAGCCGCCUGACGGACUUUUUAAGCCAUCUUUGCUUCUAUAACUCAUACACACAAUUUCGAUUUAAAUUUGCACUAAUAUUGUGUUCAUUAAUUCAAUAAAAAUCGAUAAUUUUAGUUCUUCUGUCA
Corticium candelabrum is the source of this 3209-nucleotide messenger RNA. Its product is annotated as condensin-2 complex subunit G2-like. NCBI's taxonomy places the organism in Eukaryota, Metazoa, Porifera, Homoscleromorpha, Homosclerophorida, Plakinidae. Gene Ontology annotation, biological process: mitotic sister chromatid segregation. The transcript is spliced from 26 exons. The record is from RefSeq and is a predicted model, not a curated record. Gene Ontology annotation, cellular component: condensin complex; nucleus. The coding region runs from base 1 to 3069 and encodes 1022 amino acids.